AACUUGGGAUCUCUCAAAAUUGGUCAUUUUAAUGAAAAGUCCGGAUUAAUCAAAUCUAUUGUUACACGUCAUUAUAAGGCAAUAUUAAGCCUUAAAGUUAAGAAAAAAGGAUCCCUUGCAGGGCUGGUUUGUAUUGGAGGCAGUGGUCCAAAGCCUUUUUUACUUAUCCAAGUCCAAGUGUUACUGUCAUUUUUCUUGUGCUACCGUUACCUGUACAAUUCAACUCAUAACAAUACUUAUGUAGCAGGAUAUGGAAUCGGAUUCAUGAAUAACAAAAUUCUCAGAACCUGGAUUUGA
Funneliformis caledonium is the source of this 297-nucleotide messenger RNA. The record is from the annotation of a GenBank genome assembly. NCBI's taxonomy places the organism in Eukaryota, Fungi, Glomeromycota, Glomeromycetes, Glomerales, Glomeraceae.